GAACCUUCGACCCAGCAGACAAUUUCGAUCGACACAUUCUCGCGACCAUGUCUACCAGCAAGAUCAAGGCCGGCCAGCUGUGGUCGAAGAACCGCGAGGAUCUCACCAAGACCCUCGGCGAGCUCAAGACGGAGCUGGGCCAGCUGCGCAUCCAGAAGAUCGCCUCCUCUGGCACCAAGCUGAACAAGAUCCACGACCUCCGCAAGUCUAUCGCUCGCGUCCUGACCAUCAUCAACGCCAAGCAACGACACCACAUGCGCCUGUUCUACAAGAACAAGAAGUACCUGCCCCUCGACCUCCGCCCCAAGCAGACCCGUGCCAUCCGCCGCCGCCUGUCCGCUGAGGACGCCUCGAGAAAGCUGGAGAAGACCAAGAAGCGCAGCCAGCACUUCCCUCAGCGCAAAUACGCCAUCAAGGCCUCCGCAUAAAGUGGACAACGGUGUUGGCGCGGUUGAAGAUUUCUGGUAAUUCUUGAAGCAAGGCAAAAGGCAAAACGGGCUACAGGAUCGUUGGCGUUGUUUUUUCCCGAGAAUCCCAACAACAAAAAAGAAGAAGAGAAAGAGCAUCGAGAGAUCCUUCCCAUCACGCGAGUCUCGAAUUGGCAUCCACGUUCCAUCCAUCAUAGGGGCAAUUCUGUUUUCCGCUACUUCGGGUCAUCGGUGUUAUGAGGAUUAAACGACAGCAGAGCCCGGGGGAAUACUCUAGUCAGCAGAUAGCUCCAGAAAGAGAGCUCAAGUUGACAAACUACAACAUUCUCG
Cryphonectria parasitica EP155 is the source of this 758-nucleotide messenger RNA. RefSeq lists its product as uncharacterized. Gene Ontology annotation, cellular component: cytosolic large ribosomal subunit; ribosome. The record is from RefSeq and is a predicted model, not a curated record. Bases 48 to 428 code for a protein of 126 amino acids. Gene Ontology annotation, biological process: translation; maturation of LSU-rRNA from tricistronic rRNA transcript (SSU-rRNA, 5.8S rRNA, LSU-rRNA). NCBI's taxonomy places the organism in Eukaryota, Fungi, Ascomycota, Sordariomycetes, Diaporthales, Cryphonectriaceae. Gene Ontology annotation, molecular function: mRNA binding; structural constituent of ribosome. The transcript is spliced from 4 exons.